Molecule: messenger RNA, 966 nt
Organism: Gracilinanus agilis (Agile Gracile Mouse Opossum)
Lineage: Eukaryota; Metazoa; Chordata; Mammalia; Didelphimorphia; Didelphidae
Product: olfactory receptor 51G2-like
Exons: 1
Coding region: 1-966 (321 amino acids)
Biological process (GO): G protein-coupled receptor signaling pathway
Cellular component (GO): membrane
Molecular function (GO): olfactory receptor activity; G protein-coupled receptor activity
Source: RefSeq, a predicted model, not a curated record
AUGGAUUCUUCCAUAUUCUCCUGCAAUGUGAGCAGCUAUGACCACCCAACCUUCUUGCUGACAGGCUUCCCAGGCCUAGAGGCAUCUCAUCACUGGGUAUCCAUCCCCAUCAACCUCAUCUGCCUAAUCUCCAUAUUAGGCAACAGCACCAUUCUCUUCCUGAUCCGAACAGACCCCAGCCUUCAUGAGCCCAUGUUCAUUUUUCUGUCCAUGUUGGUGGCCUCUGACCUCGGUCUGUGUGCAUCUACCUUCCCAACCAUGGUGCAGCUCUUCUGGCUGGGUGCCCGUGAGCUUCCCAUUGACCUAUGUGCAGCCCAGAUGUUUUUCAUCCAUGCCUUCACCUAUGUGGAAUCAGGGGUGCUCCUGGCUAUGGCCUUUGACCGCUUUGUUGCCAUUAAAGAUCCCUUGCAUUAUGCUUCGGUACUCACCCACUCAACGAUGGCCAAAAUAGGGGCUGCGGUUCUUGUGAGAGCAGUUGUUCUCAAUGUCCCAGGACCCAUUUUGCUCAGGAGGCUUGAUUUCCCUCCUGUCAGUGUCCUCUCUCAUUGCUAUUGCCUACACUGUGACCUAGUAGGCCUAGCCUGUUCUGACACCAAGAUCAACAGCUUCUUUGGCCUGGUCUCCAUCCUGCUUUCCUUGGGGAUUGACUCUACUCUCAUCGUGGUUUCCUAUGUGCUAAUCCUCCGUACAGUGUUGGGCAUUGCAUCUCCAGAAGAGAGAUUUAAGGCCCUCAACACAUGUGUCUCACACCUCUGCAUUGUGCUUAUUUUCUAUAUGCCCAAGUUAGGAUUAUCCAUACUGCACCGUGUUGAGAAACAUACCUACCCUGCUCUAGCUGUGCUCAUGGCUAACUUACAUUUCCUAGUCCCACCCUUCAUGAACCCUAUUAUCUACUGCAUCAAGUCCAAACAGAUCCGACAGGGUCUCUUAAGACGCUUCUGGCAGAAAAGAGUUGAGACCUCCUAA